Haliotis rubra (blacklip abalone) is the source of this 1365-nucleotide messenger RNA. RefSeq lists its product as uncharacterized. Gene Ontology annotation, molecular function: G protein-coupled peptide receptor activity. The coding region runs from base 1 to 1365 and encodes 454 amino acids. Gene Ontology annotation, cellular component: membrane. The record is from RefSeq and is a predicted model, not a curated record. Lineage: Eukaryota; Metazoa; Mollusca; Gastropoda; Lepetellida; Haliotidae. The transcript has a single exon.
AUGGCGCUUCAUACACUUUACAUCUGUUGCUUUACUAUAUUGCUGGGAGUUGUGAGUGGGGCCUUGACAACCUCGGACUACGGUGACCAGGGAGGAUUGGACUUCUCAAGCCCUGAUACAAAGUCUGUUUCCAGGUCGGGGAACUGUACUGUAGAUCCAGAUUUACUGGGCGGCGAGAUGAUGUGUGACACAUCUGAUGUACAUCCCGACUUCAACGACACCGACGGUGAGACCAAGACAGGGUCGUGCAGCAGGGGGAGUAACAACUGUGCAGAAGCGAAGACUUCACCUGUUUCCAUCAUCACGCAAGGACAUCUCAGUAAAGCACAAUAUGAACUGGGAGGAGACGUAUGUCGCUACCUCGUCUUUCCUCUGUUCUUCAGUGCAGGUCUCCUCAACACAUUCAAUCUGUUGGUGUACACGGACCCCGCCAUGAGGAGUCCCACAAGCACCUACCUGAUAGCUCUCGCCACUGACGAACUACUCUUUGCCUUAUUAUCUUCUGCGAGGCACAUUCUUAGACAAAUAUACGGAACGGACGCUGUCAAGAAGCAAGCAUAUCUAUAUUUUGCUAUGUAUGGAUCAAAUUUCUGUUUGGCGACUCUCCGUGUCCUGAUGUACUGUUUGACUGUUCUGGUGUCCACAGAACGCUUCCUAGCUGUUGCCUUCCCUUUGAAGUGCAGAAAUUUUCGUCUAAUCAAAUCACCAAUUAUCUUCAUAAUAUCCGUGACGAUUGUUUGCUUUUCUUGUCAUUUACCGGGAGCAUUUAAAUACGAUAUCGUUCCCAAACCCAACUCGACAGACUAUACCAUCACUCCGUCGGCGAUGUACAUAAAUAACAGGGACUUCCUCCUUGGUCUUGGAAUGGCCAACAAAGUACUGUACACCUAUAUCGUCCUCGUGUGCGGCCUCAUCAUGAACCUGUGCGUCCUCCUGGCUCUCAGGAUGCACAGCAAGAACAGAGCGAAGAUGAACACGACUGUGGACGCAGAGAAGACGGCAAAGCGAGAGAGACAGACAACAAUCACCAUCCUGACGUCGACCUUCCUCUUCACAGUGCUGGCAAUUCCUCUGGCAACAGAUUCGGUGGUCCAGACAUUUGUGGCUGACUAUAAUAUAUAUAGGAAGGAACAUUAUGUCAACAUGCUGAUGAAAGAAGUCAACGGUUUACUUAUCAUGUUCAGCCUUUCCACCGACUUCGUGUUCUACAUUGCACUGAGUAAGGCCUACCGACGGACCUUCUUCAGACGACUUCCCUUCAUGGCCACGAUUUGCAGACGAAAGAAGUACAAGCGGGAUUCUUCUCUCACCGAACCUCAGACGAAAAUGUCGACCAUCUCUGAGAGUGUAAGCAAUGGUGCGUGA